UUUAAAUAAGUUUUAAUAUAUAAAUACCAUAUUAUCGACCCAUACAUCCAUUUUAUGAGUCUUUUCGGCCUUUUGUUUGACUAUAUUUUUGAUGAAAUAAUAAUAAUUGCGUUUUAAAAGUAUAUAUAAAUCAUUCACUUAUUAUAAGUAUAUUAUAUUUGCUUUGCUUUUCACUAUUCAAAAGCCCUAAACUUCUCACUCACACACACUCUCCCCCUCUCUUCACGUCGACAGCAAUUAAAACAUAUUUUAAUUGAUCUAAUAUUUAACAAAACUCGAGAAUUUCACUGCAAUUGCAUUGUUGUCUGUGUUUUGUUACCUAAAAGUGAUUUUCUAGUCAUUCAUUCAAUUCAAUCGUGUGUUUAAUUAAUCAGAAAAAUAACAAAUCAUUUGUGAUUUUCAUUGCAAAUCAUAAAACUUUCACAUAAAGUCUGCGGCCAAUCGCCAGUACUGGUCGCUCGCCAUCGCUAUCGACACGACAGACAUCACGACAUACGCCGGGAAGAGAGCGGCCAUCGAGUGGUUAAUGAGAAAUAAUUAGUAAAUUAGUAUAAAUCAGUAAAAUCUGGUAACAGUUGUCGUGAAUUGUAUAACUCUAUUGAGUUGUGUUGCAUAGUGUUGUGCUGAGUGGUGUCGCCGCCCAUAAUGUUGAUGGCAUAUGACGUCAGGCGAUCGUCUUAUUGUGGAGAGACUUACGCCACACUCGCAGACAAUAUGGCGGUUAACACGCAUCAGACCAGCGCUCAGAGUGGCGUCAACGGCGUCCACGACUCGGAACUCACCGCCGCUCACAACCAUCACAACAGACACCAAACCGACGGCAACCCCGACCACGACCUCAGAGACAUCAAACGCACGCCAAUCCAUCCCUCAGAUGGUGUACAACAGUUCUGGUUUAGUGAUCAAAUGAGCUAUUCUCCAACAUCACCGCCAGGUGCAAGCAAUGGACAAAGUUAUCACUUUAAGAUACUGGUGCCUGCAGUGGCCGCCGGAGCCAUCAUUGGUAAGGGCGGCGAAACCAUAGCUCAACUACAGAAGGACACCAAUGCCAGAGUGAAGAUGUCGAAGGCCAACGACUUCUACCCGGGCACAACCGAAAGGGUUUGUCUGAUCUCGGGUUCGGUCGAUGGCGUCCUUCGAAUACAUGAGUUCAUAAUGGAAAAGAUCAAAGAGAAACCCGACCCCAACGCUAAGAUUGCCAUCGAUUUUGAUCAUAAACAGCCCGCAGAACGUGAAAAACAGGUGAAAAUACUGGUUCCUAACAGUACGGCGGGAAUGAUAAUCGGAAAGGGCGGCAGUUUUAUAAAGCAAAUUAAGGAGGAGUCGGGCGCAUACGUGCAGAUCUCCCAGAAGUCAAGAGACCACGCGUUGGCCGAGCGGUGCAUAACUGUGAUCGGGGAGAUCGAGAACAACAAGAAGGCCUGUGCAAUGAUAAUCGCCAAAAUAGUGGAGGACCCGCAGUCGGGCUCGUGUUUGAACGUGAGCUACGCCGACGUGACGGGACCGGUGGCCAACUUCAACCCCACGGGCUCGCCGUACGCCAACGCCGGCAACUCGAGUGGCGGCAACUCCGCCGUCACUAACAGUAAUCCCAGUUAUAGUUCAAAUGGUAGUCUGAAUAGUCUGAGCCCAACGCUGACCAACUCGUUUAAUAGUCCGCAGAACGCCGGCGCUCAGGGAGGACUGAUGCAAGUCAAUAGUUUCGGACCCGCCGUCUCAUCGGGAAAUCCGGCCCAAAUGAUCGAGAGUUUGCGACAAAUGUUGCGCUCGUGUGGCUAUAACGAGGACGCCGUGGCCGAGAUUUGCUCCGCUAUGAACACACUGGCCAACUAUGGAAUGCUGGGCCUCGGCUUAGGACUCGGAGGAAUGUUUAAUUCAGUGAAUGGUGCGCCUAUGAUCAGUGGAUUAAGUAUGGGAAUGACUGGUACGCCUCCCAACAACUGCGGCAUUCAGAUGGGAAAUCCGCCACAAAGUGCAACUUUAUACACAUCUCAGGCCACCGGUGUUCCCGGUCUCGAUCAGCAGUCCUGCAAUAACGUGACUCAGACGCCGCAGGGCUCGGGUGGGAACGGCAUGUUUGGUCCGGUGGGCUCUGUAGGCAGUAAUAUAUCCACUAUGAAUAUGGGACACGGAUUUGGUUCCCCGACCGGCAAUCCCCGAGGCGACAGACUUCAGAUGCCUGACGGCUCGAUCGGUCCAUUUGAUCCAUUUGGUCGCUCAUCGCCAUCAUUACGCUCUCCCGUGACGGGCGGCCCAUCACAGGGACCCCCGCCUCUGCCCAUCAACAACAACUCAUUUGGUUUGGGAACUGGUCUUCACUCUCCCGGUUCGCUGCGCAAGAGUCCCACUCCAGGCGGCGGUGGAGACCAGUCAGACGGCGCCAACGGCGGGGCGAAGAUCGAAGUGGAAAUCGGGGACAACAUUGUCGGUGCAAUACUAGGACACGGGGGCAAGUCGUUGGUGGAGAUACAGCGGCUGUCGGGCGCCAACAUCCAGAUCUCCAAGAAGGGUAUCUUCGUGCCGGGCACUCGCAACCGCAUCGUCACCAUAACCGGGUCCGGACACGCCGUCCAAACGGCUCAAUAUCUCAUUGAGCAACAGAUUGGCGAAGAGGAGAACAAGAGGGCGCGACAGAACGUGACGCUCGGCACUGUUCUCCGCUAAUACAUGUGUGUGUAUUGAGUACAUUAGUGUAUGUUGUCAUUACAGAGACCCACUCCCACCACCACCACUACCACCCAUUGUCCCCAUUGCCCCCUCUCCCCCAUCCCAUUCCCGCACUACACAUACACACCACUAAUACACUACACACACGCCCACCACCUCCGCCGCCACGACAUACGCCGGACAGACCAUCCCCUCAGACAUUAUGUUAAUUAAUACAUUACACACACAACCAGAGAGUUAAGUACUUUUUAGCCGAAGUUUAUAUUUACGAAAUCAAAUCAAAUUUCAAUCCGAUGUUCAGAUUUCUGGACGAAAUACACAUCUAUUUGUUUUUGUUUUUAUGUUUUUUAUUAUCAUUAAUGAAAACUGAUCUACAGAUCUGUAGUGAGAGAGUGCCUCUGCAUUACAUUAUUAACACAAUUGUCACACACAGACCACACAUACAAAUACACAUUAUAUACACCACACCAUAGACACCAACACUAUUA
Messenger RNA from Medioppia subpectinata, 3155 nucleotides. Lineage: Eukaryota; Metazoa; Arthropoda; Arachnida; Sarcoptiformes; Oppiidae. The record is from the annotation of a GenBank genome assembly.